AUGGAAGAAACUCCGCUAGUUUCGUUAUCAUUAACCCACGUACAUUAUAACCCCGAGGAUCCCCUUUCCUUCCUAUCGGCCUGGCUUGCUCUGGUCCCACAAGCACUAUGCGUCGCCUACGUGACUCUAAUCUGGGCCUCGAGGGAAGUGGAGGUGGGCUUGAUGUUUGCCGGUCAACUGGGCUGUGAGGCACUGAAUUUCGUUCUCAAGCGGAUCAUCAAAGAGGAACGACCGAAGCAGAUGUUCGGCAAGGGUUAUGGUAUGCCAUCAUCUCAUGCCCAAUUCGUCGCAUUCUUCGCCGUCUAUCUGAGCCUAUUUCUCCUCGUUCGGCACGUUCCGAAUCCCGAUUCCACAUCCUACUUUCUCAUGCGGGUCGUCCUGGCCAUCGGCCUGUGCCUCGGAGCCAGUGCGGUGGCCGUGAGCCGCAUUUACCUGAACUAUCAUACUCCCCGACAAGUGCUGGCAGGAUGUGCUGCUGGAGUCUUUUGCGCAGUAUCUUGGUACCUCGUGACGGGGGUUUUACGGGCGAAUGGAUACAUUGAGUGGGCCUUGGACUUGGGGGUAUCCCGUCUAGCCCGACUUCGGGACUUGGUGGUGAGUCAAGAUCUCACAGAAGCCGGAUGGCAGCAGUGGGAAGCGCAGCGAAAGUUAAAGCGGCCGGGUCACAGUAAGCGUCGGCCACCCAAGUCGGAUUAG
Messenger RNA from Aspergillus clavatus NRRL 1, 696 nucleotides. RefSeq names its product phosphatase PAP2 family protein. Gene Ontology annotation, molecular function: dolichyldiphosphatase activity. Bases 1 to 696 code for a protein of 231 amino acids. NCBI's taxonomy places the organism in Eukaryota, Fungi, Ascomycota, Eurotiomycetes, Eurotiales, Aspergillaceae. Gene Ontology annotation, cellular component: endoplasmic reticulum membrane; intracellular membrane-bounded organelle. The transcript has 3 exons. The record is from RefSeq and is a predicted model, not a curated record. Gene Ontology annotation, biological process: lipid biosynthetic process; protein N-linked glycosylation.